Molecule: messenger RNA, 1094 nt
Organism: Erpetoichthys calabaricus (reedfish)
Lineage: Eukaryota; Metazoa; Chordata; Cladistia; Polypteriformes; Polypteridae
Product: probable G-protein coupled receptor 148
Exons: 1
Coding region: 63-1094 (343 amino acids)
Biological process (GO): G protein-coupled receptor signaling pathway
Cellular component (GO): membrane
Molecular function (GO): G protein-coupled receptor activity
Source: RefSeq, a predicted model, not a curated record
GGUGAGGUUCCACUUUGGACAUAUUCCUAUCCUAUAAUCAGCAUGUUCCAAAAUUUCCAGAAAUGAUUCAAUGUUUUUUCAAAGAACUGAUCCGGUUCAACAAUACAGAAGUGGCUCUUGAUCGAUCUUCUGCAAAUAUCUCCCCCCUCAAUCCCAGCCUUGUGAUCCUUGAAGACUGGACAUCUGUGCUGACUUAUGGAAAGGGGAAGCUAUAUAUCAUUCCAGCUGCCUUUUUUCUACUAGCUUUGCUUAUGGCCAGUCCCAUCAUCCUGCUGGCUAUCUUCUCCAACCAGAGUUUGUAUCAGGAAACAAGGUACAGACUACUCGCCAAUACUUUGAUCAGCGACUUGAUUUACUCUGUGGUCAAUCUAAUCAUCACAGCCACCAAUAUUGCACCGUUUCUGUUUCCAAAAAUAAUGUGUCAGAUUCUGUUGGGCUUCCUGACCAUGACAUACUACAAUGGUGUUUUGAAUAUAACAGCAAUGGUGGUCGAUCUCUAUUUGGCAGUAAACUGGCCCCUGCAUUAUAAUUCCCUUCUACCCCCGAGACGAGCCAUUAAGAUGAUACUCUGUAUAUGGGGACUGUCAGCCUUGACCCCGAUUGUGACCUAUAUAAUUAUGUCGGCCAAGGAGGAUUUAAUGUGUGCCGUACCAGUCUGCGUUAUUGACAUGAUCUUCUUCCUCCACCAAACAGAUCAAGCUCUCGGACAGUUCAACUACUUUGGUUUGGUGAUCAUGUUUUGCUCUUGUUUUGUGGUUAUUGUGGGCUGUUACUAUACUUUGUAUUGGAGGACUCGUCAUUCGGGGAUAUGGAAUGGAACAUCCUCGAGGGGCAGGCAGACCUUCUUAAUUCACUCACUCCUGUUUGUUUUUUAUCUGUUCCCAGUUAUAAUUCUAAUUACUGAAAAAAUUCUUCUCACCAAAAAAGUAAUGAAUUUCUUCUCAUUGAUAUAUGUCACUAUGACAAUGUCCAAUAUUGUUAUGAUGUUACCAAAAGCCUUAACCCCAUAUUUGUAUGGCUUGAGAUAUCGGGAUUUGGCGGCCACUAUUAAAUGUCUGAUUAAAUGGAAAACUAAGAUUAAUCCAACAAGCUGA